This is a messenger RNA of Telopea speciosissima, 2672 nucleotides long. Its product is annotated as ABC transporter G family member 22-like. The record is from RefSeq and is a predicted model, not a curated record. Gene Ontology annotation, cellular component: membrane. Lineage: Eukaryota; Viridiplantae; Streptophyta; Magnoliopsida; Proteales; Proteaceae. The transcript is spliced from 10 exons. Gene Ontology annotation, molecular function: ABC-type transporter activity; ATP binding; ATP hydrolysis activity. The coding region runs from base 139 to 2592 and encodes 817 amino acids.
UUCUAUAAAUAAAUAAAAAAAAAACCUCUUACGUGAAGUCUCCUUAAACUGCUUUGAGGCAUCACCUAUUGCAGAGUCUCCCUUGCACACUUGCAUUGUCUCUCAGGUCCCCCAAAGAAUACUCAAAUUAAUACAAAGAUGGAGGUGAAGGAAGGGUCUACAGCUAUAAAGCCAGAGUUUGUCAUCCCUCAAAGGAAAUCUGUCAGCAAAACAUCCAGGGCUGUUGUACAGGAAGAUGUUGAACCUGAGAUUGGGAGCAGCAUCCAAAGAAAAUCGAGCUUUGGACGAAAGAUUGAAUCACCAAGCAAGAAAUCCAUCAAGAAAACAAAGUCAUUAAGUGCUCACUUCCUAGUUGAUAUAGAAGAACUUGUUAGUGGUACUGCUGGGAGCUUUAGUGACAAGGGUUCCGUGCUUAGUCAUGCCUCUAGUAUUCCCUUGGGCUUCUCCUUCUCGCUUGCUGGUGCCACUGUUGGAUUGGACAAUGCCUCAGAUGUUCUGAGACUGAAGGAUGAACCAGAUUGCCAAGAGAGCUCAAUGAAUGAAAUGCCAGUACCUCAGGAAGAGGAUCCAGAUUUUUGCAAUAAGAAGAAAUUUCAGAUUGCUCCUACACUGUCCAUAAGUCUCAAGUUCCAAGAUGUCAAAUACAAGGUUCCAGUAAAUGGAGGGAAGAAAACAGAUUCUGAGAAGUACAUCCUCCACGGAAUUACGGGUUCAGUACAGCCAGGAGAGGUUUUGGCUCUUAUGGGACCAUCAGGAGGUGGUAAAACAACUUUACUUAAUGUCCUCAGUGGAAGGGUGAGAAAUCACAAUGCCAGUGGCAGCAUUACUUACAACAACCAACCAUUCUCCAAGUCACUAAAGCAGAGGAUUUGUUUUGUGCUGCAAGAUGACAUAGUAUUUCCACACCUCACUGUGAAAGAGACAUUGACAUAUUCUGCACUUCUUCGGCUUCCCAAUACAUUAACCAAAGAACAGAAAGAAGAAAGGGUAAUGGACGUUGUCAGCGAGCUUAGUCUUGAAAGAUGCCAGAACACAAUUAUUGGUGGGGCAUUUGUGAGGGGAAUAUCUGGUGGUGAAAGAAAAAGGGUUUGCAUUGGCAAUGAAAUCCUUCUCAACCCAUCACUUCUCUUCCUUGAUGAACCAACCUCUGGUCUGGAUUCAACAACAGCACUUCGAAUAGUUCAGAUGCUACACAACCUUGCAGAGGCUGGAAGAACAGUAGUCACUACAAUACACCAGCCUUCAAGCAGACUCUUCAACAAAUUCGACAAGUUAAUUCUCUUGGGUAAAGGCAGGUCUCUUUACUUUGGCAAAGCCUCAGAAGCUAUGCUGUAUUUCUCCUCAAUCGGUUGCUCUCCUCUGAUAGCCAUGAAUCCAGCCGAUUUUCUGAUUGAUCUUGCUAAUGGGAACAUAAAUGAUAAAUCAAUUCCACCUGAAUUGGAAGAUAAGGAGUUACUUGGAAACCAGAAACAUGAAAUUCAAGAUGGAAGGCCAUCCCCUCUUGGUGUCCAUGAGUAUCUUAUAGGGGCUUAUGAGACCCGGGUUGCACACUUGGAUAAAAGGAAACUUCUAAAACCUGAGCCAGGUGAGGAUGAGUUAGAGAUCACAGGUUGGUCUAAUUCAAGGGAAGGGGGAGCAACUUGGUGGGAGCAGUAUUGCCUUCUUUUCAGUAGAGGUCUGAAAGAGAGACGCCAUGAAUAUUUAAGCUCUUUACGUGUGAUCCAAGUUAUCUCCAUGGCAAUAAUAACAGGAUUACUCUGGUGGCGUUCUGAUGCUUCAUCUCCAAAAAGGCUACAAGAUCAGGUGAGUACCUCGGGGUCCCUUCAUGGUUACUUGGAAUUAGAACAAUUAGAAAUUUUGAUCCAAAAUGAAUGUCUUGCUCACCUUUGGAAGUCAAUUCUUUUAGUUAUAAUCAGUUUAUGCUUGCAGGCAGGGCUUCUUUUUUUCAUUUCGGUAUUCUGGGGCUUCUUUCCAGUAUUCACAGCCGUCUUCACAUUUCCACAAGAGAGAGCAAUGCUAGCCAAGGAGAGAGCAGUGGACAUGUACAAGCUCAGUGCAUACUUUGUGGCCAGAAGCACUAGUGAUCUUCCUUUGGAUCUCAGCUUGCCUGUAUUGUUCCUUGUGAUUGUCUACUUCAUGGUUGGAUUGAGGGCUAGUGUUUCUGCCUUUUCUCUAAGCAUGUUAACCAUUUUCCUCAGCAUAGUGGCUGCUCAGGGUCUGGGACUAGCAAUAGGAGCAGCAUUCAUGGAUGUAAAGAAGGCAACAACAGUGGCUUCUGUUAUUGUUAUGACCUUCAUGUUAUCUGGUGGGUUCUUUGUGCAGAAAGUUCCAGCAUUCAUGUCAUGGAUACGCUACAUCUCUUUCAACUAUCACACCUACAGACUACUACUUAAGAUCCAGUACAGUUGCUCAGAUCCAGGUCCUGACUCGGGUUCAUGCAAUUCUUCUUUCAUUAAAGUGCUCAGACUUGAUGAAGGUGAAAGGGAAGUGAUUGCUUUGAUAGCAAUGGUAAUUGGGUACAGGUUAUUGGGCUAUUUCUUGCUACGGGGAAUGAAACUGAGGGCCAGUUCAGCUUGCUUCACAAGAAAGUGAAAAUUCUCUACUAGCAUUGAUACAUUACUACUUAAAAACUUGUCAUUUCUUUUUAAGAAAUUGAGAUAUUAUAUCAUGAA